AAACUCCUCUGCCAAACGAGGCCUCAAGAAAAAAACGAGACGCGCCGAGGAAACCCUCGCGCAUCAAUCACAACUGCCUCCGCCGCCGACCAUGGCGGGCGCUCUCGCAAUCGCGUCCGCCGCCGGUUCUUACGACCGCGAUUGGGCGGGGCUGCCGGAGGAAAUACUCCUGAUGUUCAUGCGGGAGCUGGAGAUCCCCGACCUCGUCCGCUCAGGUGCUGUCUGCGCCUCGUGGCAUGCUGCUUACCUAGCCGUCCGCCGCCAUCGCUUCCCCCUUCCAAUCCCCCGGAAUCAGCUCCCCUGCCUGCUCUACGCAUGCCGCAACUCCGCCGCAGACAGCGCCGUCGUCUGCUGCCCCUUUACCGGCGAUUCCGUGCGAGUCCCCCUGCCGCAGCCCCCGCUCACCCGCCACUCCACGGUCGGCUCCGCGCACGGCUGGCUCUCACCGCCGACGAGGCCUCCAACCUCCACCUCCUCAAUCCAAUCACGGGCGCCCACGCCGCGCUCCCGCCCAUCGCCACUCUCCACCACGUCGAGAGCUGCGCCGACGGCGAAGGCCGCCUCAUGUACAACGUCUUCGACAGGGGCGAUCCGGAGCCGACCCCCUUUGAGGCGCGCGAGGCCAGGGACUGCAUGUACCACCGUGUCACCCUCUCCUGCAGCCCGGCGGCUGGGAGCGCUUGCAUCGUGCUGCUGGUGCACAUGCCGGUCGGCGAGCUCUCUUAUGCCCGGCUCGGCAACGAGCGGUGGACGUGGAUCUCCCCCGACGACCACCAGCUCAUGAGCAUCAGCUGGGGCUUCAUGGACUCUUUCUACAACGAGGAUGAUGGUUUGUUCUAUGUGCUUCGCAGCCACAGGUCCGUCUUCACCCUGAAUUUCAAUGGGCCAUCCCUUGUUGUCAAAAAGAUCAUGCGAAGAGUUAGGAAGGGAGAUGAUCCUUCUAGCAUGUACAUCCUGCAAGCUCCAUGGGGUGAUAUUUUGCAAAUAUGGAGGUGGAGGAGCUACACUGACUCCUCAACACCUGUGGAGCUUCCUAGAGAUCUGCUGGGUCACAACGAAGAUGACAUAGACCGGUAUAUUGAGCUGAGAACAACUGAAAUUGAGGUCUAUAAGGUUGACCUUGAGAACCAGGCACUUGUGAAGAUGACAAACUUAGCGGGUCAUGCACUAUUCCUUGGUUAUAAUAGCACCAUGUGUGUUGCCACUAAGGAUUUCCCAGCAUUGAAGCCGAACUGUGUCUAUAUCACAGAUGACUCUUUUGAGUAUGUCAACAUGUGUAAGCAUAACUGGCGAGAAAUCGGAGUUUGGGAUAUAGAAAACAAGAGCCUGCAGACUUUUGAUAGUGAUUUGGUUACUAAUUCCUGGAUGAACUGGCCUUCUCCGGUUUGGAUAACACCCUCCCUGUUCUAGUAAGUGACUUUUUAUUAGUGAUGCCAUUGUAGACCUUGCACACUUGUUCUUGGCUUUGAUUAUUGUCAAAAAAAAUUGUUGCAUUACAGCUUAAUAUUUUGAGUUUCUGUCCCACAAUUAUAUAAAUUCUCUUUCUAUAUAUUAAGUUAUGAACUUUUCCCUAUGUAUCACUGGAUAAUUUUUGGAUUGAUUAUUGUCAUUUUUUGUUCUAUUAUAUUAUAAUAAUUUGAGUUUCCCCCACAAUUAAAUCAAUUUUCUCUAUAUAUUAGUUCCAAUGUACUCCCUCCGUCCCAAAAUACUUGUCGGAGGAAUGGAUGUAUCUAGACGUAUUUUAGUCCUAGAUAGAUACAUCCAUUUUUAUGCAUUUCUCCGACGAGUAUUUCCGGACGGAGGGAGUAUUAGUGGAUAACAAUUUUGGGUUCUCUUAACACCAUUCCAUUAAUCUCUUGUUAGAGCCAUGUAGUUUAUGUAAAGACCAGUCUAAUUCGUGUUUGGGACCAGAGUGAAUGGCAGUAACUUCCUAUUCGUGUUCGUCACCAAAGUGAAGGACAGUAAUGACGACUUUUCAUGUAAUUUAACAGAAUUCUACUAACAUAAGGUUUUUACACACUAGUAUUAAGAACUCAAAACUUGUAUGCAGUGCUAUGUAGGAAAUAACCUGUUUUUCAACGGUAAUAUUCUUACUAUUUGAACUAGUCAUCAACCAAUGCAGAUGGAUGUGCUAAAAUUUUCAGUAAUACAUUAACUGUAAAGGAGGUUUAUUUUAGCACAAGGACGUGCUUUUAAAAAUUAUUACAGCUAAAAACUAUUACCGCCACUUCCUAUUAUGUCCAAGUUGUGGUCCUUGCUAAUUUCUUCGCACCAAGUAAAUUGAUCUGUUAUACGCUUUGGUCCUCAGCAGUAAAUGGAGUUUCUUCCUUGCCAUGAAUGGUGUGGUUUGCAAUCUAAAAAAAGAAUAAAAAUCAACCUGAAUAGCUUAUUAUGGAAGAAUACAGAUCUUGGUAUUUUCAUUAAAUUAAAAAUACCAAAAUGGUAGCACAGGUCAGCAUCAUGGUGUUGAAAGUUUUUUUUAUAAAGAUACAUACAACAGUAGAAUUCAGAGGAGAUGACACCAAGCAUGCUCCUCUUUCUGAAGCAAACUUCUUGUCUAUGUACACAAUGGUAGAAUGGAAUGGGCACUGGUAAUGCAAUGAUUCAAGGGUUUCUACUGAGCUAGAUAUUUAUGCAGUAUGUACAAACCAAAGUAUAUAAUACAUAUAACAGAUGAUUAUGUCAUUGAGAAAAGCAACUUGAGCCGGCAAUUCCUGUUUUGUGAUUGGAACAUUGGACAGGCAAAAUCUACAGUAUCCGCUACAGCUGCUAUUGCUAUCAACUCCAGCCUCCAUAUUGAUGCUCUGCAGAAUCGUGCCUGUUCAGAGACUGAACAUGUUUUCAAUGAUGCAUUCUGGGAGGUCCUUGAUGCUGUCAAGAGACUGAACAUGUUUUCAAUUAUGCAUUCUGGGAGGUCCUUGAUGCUGUCAAGAGACUGAACAUGUUUUCAAUUAUGCAUUCUGGGAGGUCCUUGAUGCUGUCAUCAAUGCACUUGAUAAUGUCAAUGCUAGGAUGUACAUGGACAUGGUAUGCCUGUGCUUCCAGAAGCUACUCUUGGAAUCUGGAACGCUGGGCCCGAAAUGUAAUACAUAGAUGGUGAUUCCUCACCUUACUAAAAACUAUGGAGCUUCACGAGAUCCUCCCGAGAAACAGGCACCAAUGUGCACAGUUCAUUCUUUUCCGCACAAUAUUGACCAUUGUCUAAUAUGGGCUCGCUCAGAGUUUGAGGCUCUGGUAGAGAAAACCCCAAAUGAAGUGAACUCAUUUAUGUCUAAUCCUGCUGAAUGUACUGCUGCUAUGAGAAAGGCAGGUGAUGCUCAAAGCUAGGUAAUUAUUGGAGCAUGUACGUGAAUGCCUUGACAAGGAGCGGUGUGAUAAAUUUGAAGACUGCAUAGCCUGGGCAAGAUUGAAGUUUGAAGAUUACUUCUUUAAUCGGCUGAAGCAGCUAACAUUCACAUGUCCUGAAGAUGCUGCCACUAGCACUGGUGCUCCUUUCUGGUCUGCCCCUAAGCGUUUCCCUCCCCCGGUGCAAUUCUCAGCUGUUGAUUCAUCUCACAUUCAAUUUAUACUGGCUGCUUCCAUAUUGAGAGCGGUGUCUUUUGGGAUCCCCAUACCGGACUGGGUGAAUAACAUGGGUAAUCUGGCCGAUAUGGUAAGUAAGGUUGCAGUGCCUGAAUUUGAGCCAAAGAGUGGGGUUAAGAUUGCAACAGAUGAGAAGGCUACUAACCUCUCCAGUGCCUCAGUUGACGAUGUUGUUGUUAUCGAAGACCUGUUAACCAAUCUGGAAGCAUGUGCCAAGAAACUACCUCCAGGAUUCCAAAUGAAGCCUAUUCAGUUUCAGGAGGCUUGCCUCUUUUUAACUACUGAUGUGUUAGAAUAAGAAUUUUUUUUUCUUUGCCCUGGCUGUUUACAAAAAUCCUUGCUAGUUUCACACUAGAAAACAAACAUACAUCACUAACGCAUAGGUGCAUAUUUGGCAAGAAAAAACAUCAACAGGGACUAUGUGAUUCAGUCACAUUUCUUUCUGCUAUGCAUUGAGUUCUACUUCCUCUGUUCUGAUUUACUUGUCAUGGUUUUAGUUCAAAUUUAAACUAAAACCACGACGAGUAAAUUGGAACGGAGGGAGUAGAACUUAGUUGCUAGUAUCUGUUUUCCCCCUUGUUGCUAGUAGCAAUCUACUCUCCAUUUCUGCCCAGAUACAUUGAGGAUAAGUAACUUGGUAAUUCUUUGAGAACGAGUUUUUUUGGUAUGCUCCUCUCCACCUAUCCUUCCAUGUUGGUUUAUAGAUGACGAGUGUGCACAGAAUUCCCGUGGAGAGAUGUUUGAAACAUGUGUAGUGAUCGCUUAUGGUGUUAGUGGCCAUCUCCAUAGCGUUUUGUGUGGGUCCUUCCGCUUUGUUGUUGCAUGCCAGGCAUUUGCAAUUGUGCCAUGCUGUCUAAUAUUUUGAUGAAUGAACCAUAGCCUGUUAUCCACUCGGUAGCAUUGGAUUGAUAUUUUGGGGUUGCUUCAUGAUGUGUUCAUUGAGUCAUUACAAUUUUUGUUUACCUCAUACCUCACUGCAACCAUCACUUUAUUCUUCCUCACAACUCUUUAUCCCUGGAGUUGAGCUAUGAACAUAUUGUUGUUGUGGUUAAGCAAAACUGUAUCUAGCAGCUUUGCAUAUAUUUUUUUUUCAACUUGGCUGAUCCCUUUUUCAUUGCUUUGACAUAACAGAAAUACAAAAGCUAGCCAGUUCGUAGCCAGCCAGUUGCAAGCGAGGUUCAAGAAGCAGGAAAGGGAAAAGAGCCGAGUUCAGCGCACCGCUGGGAAGCCUGCUACAUGUGCUAAUCGAAACGAAUGCUAUGAAGUGAAAACUUAACGGUAACAAACACUCCCCUCCCGGUGGUGGGGAGGUGCGGCGGUGUUGGUGGUGGCCGGAAUCGGCCGGAUUCAGUGCGGCAGCGGCAGCGACAGGACUUGGCUGCAGGGGGCUGUCGGAAGGUGGCAGU
Molecule: messenger RNA, 4988 nt
Organism: Triticum aestivum (bread wheat)
Lineage: Eukaryota; Viridiplantae; Streptophyta; Magnoliopsida; Poales; Poaceae
Exons: 2
Coding region: 316-1410 (364 amino acids)
Source: RefSeq, a predicted model, not a curated record